Messenger RNA from Xiphophorus hellerii (green swordtail), 7150 nucleotides. RefSeq names its product glucokinase (hexokinase 4) regulator (gene gckr). The transcript has 19 exons. Lineage: Eukaryota; Metazoa; Chordata; Actinopteri; Cyprinodontiformes; Poeciliidae. Gene Ontology annotation, biological process: glucose homeostasis; negative regulation of glucokinase activity; carbohydrate derivative metabolic process. Gene Ontology annotation, molecular function: fructose-6-phosphate binding; enzyme inhibitor activity; enzyme binding. The coding region runs from base 3956 to 5755 and encodes 599 amino acids. Gene Ontology annotation, cellular component: nucleoplasm; cytosol. The record is from RefSeq and is a predicted model, not a curated record.
CCAGGUUAUAAUUGCUGUACUCCUCGGUAAUCCACACCCUAAUCAUCCAUGACAUACUUUGAUGUUUCCUGCUGAGCAGCCAGGAAUCAGAGGCUUUUGGAUUUAGAGGGGAACUGAAUGUGCUGAGAAGAAGAGUGGAAGGAUUGAGAAUGAGGACAUGGUGAGGGGAUGAAAAGAAAUCAGAAAUUUAGGUUUGGCAUGGACAGAAUCAGGGUAAAAAAGGAAGAUAAACGGCAUAAAUCAAGGUUUUCCUUAAGGGAAAAUAAAGGGCAGAUGAGGGGAAUUAAGUAUAUCGGGCAAAACCCAUAAUAAAGGAAAACCAAAAUGCCUGUUGGAGAGAUUUACUCAUGUUUCUUUAAAAUCAGAAUCUCGUUUUCAUGCAAUCCCUUGCACUUUUUCACCGUCCGCUGGAGAUUAGCCCCUGUUGUCAUGACAACCACAGCUGGAAGGCUGAAGGACAUGGGAGAAGGAGUACAGCUGUUAGCUCGUUUAGAUUGGGAUUUUCUGCCCCUGACAUUUAGACUAAAGCAUAACUGGGAUGCUUCAUUUGAUUUUAUGCGAGUUUAUAAAUUUUCACGCCUGAUUUUUUAACCAUUUUUCUUUAUCCUCUAUAUAAAAAAAAAACGUGUAUAAAGAAAAGACAGGCUUGUUGCAGCUGCAAGCCCACCCUCCACUACGCAAUAUUUCUGCAAAUGAAUUAGUAAAAUCGCCAGAGGGCUUGAGAUCCAGCAUUGUGAUUAUUUAGUUCUGCAGCAGCUAAAUCAGUUAACCUCACAUUGCAAGAUAGAGCCUCCGAUUAAGAACCGCUUUCCAUCUUUAGGACUUGCCAUAUAAGCAGAGUAAUGUCUACUGAAGUUUACUGACAAGUGAAAAGGCAGGAGCUGCACAUGUGAGAGCUGAGCAGCUACAGAUGCACUAAUGAUGCACAGCUUUGCUGGAAAGGCAGGACGCAUAAUAAGAGCGAACUGGGUUGUUAUGGAUGUAGCUAAGGCUCACUCUGUUGAAGCUAAUGCAAGCGCAGUAGGGCUGACGGCAGGGGAGAACGCUGGCAGCUUUCAGCCUGUAAAAAAUGACUCUAAAAGCAGUGGGGAAAAAAAAUCAGAUCCAGUUAACAAUGAAAAUAUAAUGCAAUCAAACCACUAAAUAACACCAGGUACAGAUGAGAUGCAGAUCCAGAUUAUUCUUUGUGUAUUUUAGUUAUAAAGUCACUGCAAAGAUGUGAAGUUUCUUGUACUUGUGCUAAAAUAAUAAACAAAUCAGUGAAGGGGAUAAUUAGGAUUGUGAGUUUAUGAACAUUUAGAAUAUCCCUUAAUACCUAAAAACUAAUCAUUUUUCCUCAGUGGACAGAAUGGAUUUAUUGUUGGGAUGAUUUUUUACAUUUUUGGCGUUUUUGUUAAGAUAAUUCAGAAGAGAUCUUUCCAGUUUGCAUGAAUUGCUGAGGUCACUUUUAUUUAGUGACAGAUUAUCCAAGAGGCAGCAAGAGGAGAGAGCCUUACUUGUUGAUGGACGGCUUUUUUUCCCUUUUUAAAAAAAAAACGUUAUAUGGAUUUUAAAUUAAUCUUCUUUAGACAUAGAAAGGACAAACUGCAUUGUAAGAAAGUGAAUUGUGUUUGCCGGUGGAGGCGCAAGGAGAAACACCCCUCUGCUGGAGCAGCUGUGUCUCUAUUAUGCAUCAGUUCAGACAUUGUUCUCUGCUGCUGCUGCAUGAUUUAGGGGGAACGCCGUGUUCAGUUUCUGAGGAAGGAGGCGAGGCAGGCAGAACGUAGGGAUGCAGAAGAAGAAGAAAGCGAGCGAGGUCUGGUUUAAGUUGUCGCUGUGAUUCAGCUACAACAAAUAAUUAAAAUUCAGAAUGUGAAGAUUGAGAAUGUGGACUGCAAACCUAAAAAUGUUAGAGGUUCAACUCUGCAAUGAAAUAGUUCAGAUGAAAGCAUAUUUAUGUGUUAGGAUGGUCCAGUCAAAGUAAAGUCAAUAGAAAAAUGUAUGUCUAGGGUCAGACAGAACUUGAGCUCUUUCGCAACAAACAUGCUGUUAAUUUGGUUGUUUGGCAUAAUAAGUAAGAACAGCGAACAAAUUUGAGCAGAAAUUUAAGAAGUGAACAAUUUAUAAUCUAAAGACAUUAAAUAUUGAUCAACAGAACCUGGAAAGCAACUUAAAUCUAAAUUUAAAACGCCAUGCAGGACGAAAGCAAAUGUAAUCACAAAAUGGAAAUUAAGAAAAAGUCCCAACAAUCAUAAACAGAAUCUGCAAAUAUUUGUGUCUAGAUGUGAAUCAAUCACAAAAGUAAAAGUUUGUAACUAUUAUUUUUUAAGAUGUCAUUAUUCCAACAGAGUAAUAUUGAAAUUGUAAUAUUGAAUUCUUUGGUUAAAAAAGUUUUGAAAAUGUUCUUUUUUGUGUUUACGCUAGUAGAACGAAUUAUUCCUAAAUUUCAGGUUAGAUUUUACAAGUUCAAAUUUUUCAAUUUUGAACUGAAAACAUAAAUUUGGUCAAGGGCUCUUAUGAAACAUCCAGUAAAUCUAAAGCUUUGAUAAAUAAGAUUAGAAAGCUUAAUUAGAAAUGACACAUAACGUUCAGUUUUUAUCCUGGAGUGUUGAUGACCUCAGCUUAAUGCCACCCUGGGUCAAGAGCCAAAAUUCUGGGAACAAUCUACUUGGAUCUGGUUAAACUGCAAACAUUUUAAUGCACUUAGUUUUAGAUCAUGUUCUUAAAGUUGUUUUAAAAUUCAAAAUUCAUGAAUCCUUUUCAAAAAAUGUCCUUUUCCUACUACCUAAAUACCACAAUAAGGAGUAAUUUACAGAUUUAAACCCGUCUUUAAGUUCACCGUUAUUGUUGCAAAGAAUAUACAAUAACGGUGAAAAAGUCCUGACUGGUUUAUCACACAACCCACAUGCACAGCUCUGCUGUCGGCUUGACUCAGAAAGGUUAACACCAAAGAGUUCUUCAGAUGUCAGAUUUCAUUAAUAAUCAGCGUCGGCUAGUAAUGAGUAAUAACGCCAAAGCAUCUCCAUGGAGCCAAAGGCCUCCUGAGGAGUCGUGUUUGAUGAAAAAGAUGGCACAUGUUGUGGAGCGUGAAGCAAAAAUAAAUAAAUAAAUAAAUAAAAUUGUUGGUCUUUUCUUUCUGGUUGGAACAAGAAAUAGGAAAAAAACCCACAAACGUCGUUGUCAGCGAUUAGCCGGCAGCUCUGAGAGACGGUGGUGGGAGUUCGGGGGAGUGAUGAAAUGUAUCAGACUCCACAAUCUGCUGUGGUGUAAAUAUUUUCUCUCUGCCUGGGAAUCGGUUGGAUCUGCGCUGCUCCUGCAGUCAAGAAAUGUUUUUAUUUUUUUAUUUGUACAUGCACAGCCUCGUCCAGACGCCCCUGUAGACAAUAUGUGGAAAGACUCAAAAUAAAUUCAGCUUUUGUUGCAAAACGUAUGAACUUUAGAGAUUUUAUUUUUACCUUCCCCUUCCUCCUCACUGUGUAAUAAACCUCAUUCAAACCUGGUUUUAACUUUUUAGAUCUGGCAUGUUUUAUCUUUUUGUACUCUGUAGUUGUGGAAAAACCCGAAUCACAUAAACUGGAUUUCAUGAAAAGAAAACUUACAAUUAAUCCCCAAAUCAUUCUUACACCUAACAUAUUUAAGAUGACAGUAUUAUGUUUUUUUUCUGACUGAAAGCGAUAAUAAAAAAGUUUUUAAGUGACUCAGCCAAAGUCCUGACUUGAUUCUUCACUCUAAAUACAUAAAAAGUGAUCUCCCCCCUAAAUUUUCAGUGCUUUAAUUUAGUUUUCACUACUUUUAACUCGAACUGCAGACUCUCUAAGUCCUCCUGUUAAUGUGUGUGUGUUACUUUACCUCCUGUGUCUCAAAGGUCCAUUAGUGAACCUUGUUCCCUCACACAGAAGUGACUUUCCCUUGAAGCCCUGCCUCUAAACAAACUGAAACUGACAGUUUUUGUGAUUUUAGCAGAAAAAGGACAGACAUGGCUGCUGUGGCAAAACCAGACAGAAUGAAUGCUUUUUCUACAACUCACGAUUGGGAAUCUGCAGAUUAUGAGCCGACCCUUCCUGUGACAGAGAAGUCCAACCCGCUAACGCGCGACAUAGACAGAGCUUCAGCCUCCAGCAUCGUGAAGAUGCUGCAGGCCUGCGACGCCCAGAUGUUUCAGGAAAAGUCCCAAACAGAAUAUCAGAGACUUUUGAGCGAGGAAAUUGUGAAAACCUUAAUGGAGGUGGCCGAGAGGGUGCGGCUCAUUCUUAAGGAUCCUCAGGACAGCCUCGUCGUUCUGAGUGGUUGUGGCACUUCUGGCCGACUUGCAUUCUUCAUGGCGUCAGGAUUUAACAGAGAGCUGCAGCGGCUGAACUACGCCCCCAUUUGUUCGUACGUCAUUGCAGGAGGAGACAGAGCUCUGUUUUCCUCUCAAGAGGCUCCAGAGGAUGACCCCACAUUGGGCGCGCUCCGUCUGAAAAAGGUUUCUGAGGGAAAGAAAAGAGUCUUGUUCAUCGGCGUCUCCUGUGGAUUAUCUGCUCCAUUUGUGGCCGGUCAGUUGGAUUUCUGCCUCCGGCAUCCUGAUGUUUACACACCUGUACUGGUUGGAUUUAAUCCUGCACAUCAGGCCAGGAAUGAGCCCCUACCUGGCUGCACGCUAACGUUUCGCAGUGUGGUGACCAGGAUGGAAGAGCUAGCCAAAACUCAAAAGGCUUUCCUCAUCAACCCGGCACUCGGGCCGGAAGCCAUCAGCGGCUCCUCCAGGAUGAAGGGAGGCAGCGCCACCAAGAUCCUCCUGGAGGUCGUCUUUUCUGCCAGCUUCUCAAGAACGCCCGUCACAUUCAAUGGGAUUCUGCAGCAUAUGAGAUCUUAUAAAAAAGCUCUAGACUUUACAUACUCGCAUUCAGAGGAGAUAGCUGUGCUGACGGAGGCUGCUGGACGCAGUCUGCAGGGUGGGAGGCAGGUGUGUUACCUGGGCUGGGGCUCCCUGGGUUUGCUGGGCCUUAUCGACGCCAGUGAAUGUAAGCCCACAUUCGGAGCAGACUACGAAGACAUUCGGGGUUUUGUCAGCGGAGGCUACAAAGAACUCGGCAACAAUGAGGGCGAUUUGACUUUGAUGGGCCCUGAGUUCAGCAUCUCUCAUGAUGACUUUCUGGAUCGCGUCCUGCCCCGUCUCACGGACGACGACACCGUUCUGCUUCUCUACUCUGACUCUGACGAUGUCGACGAGGUGGCAAAGCUGGCACACAGAGUGAGAGAAAAGACACCGAACAUUCAUGCUGCUUAUCACCAGACUGAUGGAGGCACCGCUGCACAACAAGAUGAAAUAAAUAAACUGUGUUCAUCCACCAUUAACUUCACAUGGUCCCAAGAAACACCCAAGCGAUUGCAACACAUGCGGGAGCUGUCCACUAAGCUGCUUUUGAACGCAGUGAGCACCGGAGCUCACGUCUUAAAGGGAAAAGUGUUUAAGAACUACAUGAUCGACCUGCAAGUCACCAACAGCAAGCUCUACCGCAGAGCCGCACGUUUACUGCAGGAGCUGUCCAGUCAUUCGGAGUCACAGUGCGAGGAAGCCCUGCUGAAGGCCAUUUAUCAAGUGGACAAGCUCAGUGAAGACAUAAUGACCUGCAGCUUGGAAACACACACACACACUGCCGGAAAGGCUAAGAAGGUCGUGCCAUUGGCUUUAGUCUGCCUGCUGACUGGUUGCUCUAUAAAGGAGGCGGAGACUCGUUUGGAGCAGCAGCCAAUCGUCAGAGAGGCAGUGGAGGCAUGUUUGAAGUCAUCAUAAGGUCACAAUGAUCAUACAACGAUGAACUCUGCGGCUAAAUGACACCCAAAGGUUAAAAAAUCAUUAAAACUGAGUCACUAACAAUGCAUUUCUGCAUUUAAGCACUAAAGAAACCUGAUUACAAACUGAUAUUUGAACACUAUACACACAGCCAAACAUGGUGGAGGUGGCGUCAUGCUUUGGGGUUAAAGGAUUUUGUCAAGGAGGGUGAAGUUAUGAACCUAACGUCUUUCAGGUGUCUGGUAGAAGUCUGAAGGAUUAGGCAAAAAUCUAGAAAAAAUGUCUCUGUGAAUGAAAAAUUUAUAUUUUCCAAAAAGAUUUUAAAAAAUCCAUCUUGCACAAAGUACUUUUUAAAAAUAUGACGUCUCAAAUCUCAAAGUUAACACCUUGGUGAUGUUUCACUGCUGAUCUUUCAUAACUGCAUGUUGAGGCUCUGCUGCGUGAUGUAAGUCAACCCAAUCCUGUGACCUUUUGUGAAUCGACACAGACACAGUCACAGGUACUGGAUUAGUGUGACGUGUGUGGGCAUGUGUGUGUGGGCGUGUGUGUGUGUGUGUGGAUCUCGAAAUGUUUGAGCAGCUUUGGAAGCACAGAGAGCACAGUGUCAAACACUACAGGAAGGAACAGAGAAAAAAGCAACUCAGGUGUUGAUCAGAAAGCUCUGCCACAUGACAUUUUAGCAGUGAAAAAUAUUCGUCACUCAGGAUUAUGCGGAAAUCCUGACGGCUGAACUUGUGAUUUAGUGCGAAAUCCUUAAAAUCCACAGCUUAGCAUACCGAAAAUACUGGGAUUUUCCAAAUCUUCCCUUUUUUUUCAUCAUACCUGAUUAGCUUAAAUGUACAAAAAUGCUAAAGCUAAUAGGGUGCAGAAACAAUAACAUGACCAAAUAAGAUCAAGCAUUAGUGUCAUACAUGCAAUCUGACAAUUAAAAGACUGAAUUUUAGUUGAAUAUUUUUCCUCUCUCUUAAAAAAAAAAGUAAGAGUUCUCUAAAAUAUUAGCACAAGCACUAAAAUACAAGAACUGCACCGGUAGAUGAUGAUAAUGUUGACAUUUGUGAUGCACUUAUUGUACAGGUAUGUUGGCAAUCAGCCCCUGUAGGCUGUGGCGAAUUUAAAUUAAUAAAAAUAAAGAUUUAUCACAUUUAACUAAUGAUUUUACUGGGGGUCAAUUGCUGUCACAUGGUUAGCUAUUUUUUCUUAAUAAAUUCAAUAAUCUCUUGAAAACUGCCUUGUGUAUUUAUCCUGAUCGUCUCCGACAUUCAAAUUUGUUUGAUCUUUGACGUGAAAUGCAAAACAAAUCUGUUCAUUGCAGCGUGAAUAUCCCAGUCCAACAGAAAUACUAAAUGUUUAAGAACUGCUUAGCAUCAAUAAAAUCUGAAGAUACGAAUGUGAAAA